CCCUCAUCCCCUCGUUACCGGUACCUGGACCUGCUCUUCGCCCUCCUGGGCGCUGCUGCUUUCUUGGCAGACCUGGUCGCUGAUCUGUGGGUGGCCUCCAGCUACAUGCAGGCUGGGCACUGUCUCUGGGGGGGGCUGGUGCUGGCACUGCUGGGCCUCUCCUCCCUGGCCAUGCAGUUCUUCAGCUGGGCCUGGUACCAGACGGACGACAUCGAGCAGGACCUUCCCAGUGGCUGCUGCCUGGCUGUGGUGCACCUCCUCCAGCUGGGCUAUCUCUACAGGUGUCUCCGUAUGCUGAGAGUGGGCUGGCGAGUAUGCAGGGCAGAGACUGCACCACAGCAGGAGCGAGGCUACGCUGUCUUCCUGUCCCACGACAUCAGCAUGCUGCGCCUCUUUGAGACCUUCCUGGAGAGCACCCCUCAGCUCACGCUUGCUCUCUCCAUUGUUCUGCAUACAAACAAGGUGGAGCUUUUCCAGGGGCUCGGGAUUUGCACUGCCUCCCUAUGCGUGGCCUGGUCACUACUGGAUUAUCACCAGUCCCUCCGCUGCUUCCUGUUGGACAAGCAUGAGCUGGGCCCGCUCUCCUCCACCAUCUACUUUCUGUGGAAUUUCCUCCUCCUCUGCCCCCGCGUCCUGGUAGUCGCACUCUUCGCCACACUCUUCCCGUGCUACAUCGGCCUGCACUUCCUGGGCAUCUGGGCUGCCAUGCUCCUCUGGGUCUGGCUGCAGGGCACUGCCUUCAUGGAGUGCCCCAGGCGGGAAUGGCUCUACAGGGCAACGGUGGCCGUGAUUCUAUAUUUCUGCUGGUUCAAUGUGGCCAAGGGGCAGACGCGGCAGCGCAGCGCAAUCUAUCAUGGCUUCAUCCUGGUGGACAGCGUGCUCCUCGCUGGCUCCUGGCUCUGGUACAAUGCCCCUCUUCGUGAGCGCUCCUAUCUGCUCCCUGUGCUUCUCGCUGCCCUGGUCUGCUCUGUGCUCGGGCUGCUGCUGAGAAUCACCUACUACAAGUGGCUCCACCCCACGCUGCAGACCCGGCGCCAGGCGAGCUAUGAUGAAGUAGACACUGCAGAAGGACUAGCCGAUUUCCGAGCUGGCCCAGCGCCGGCCCCUGUGAACAGACGAAUGUACCAGCUGUCCCAGAACCACUUCUUGGUCUCUUUGCAGGCCGGGCAAAACUGGGGGAAUGGUGUCCUGGAUGACAUGUCUCUCUGAGCGCAGCUGUCCCUGCUCCAGGCAGCGGAUUUACACCUCAGGGAUCUGUGCUGGGGGAUCCCAUUCCAGACCUGGCUCCAGCGUUCCCAGGGACCGAGCACCACAGCUGUGGCAGGGAGAGGAGAUUGGAGAGAGCUGGGCGGGCUGAGAGCACUGGCACUUAGUAGCUGUGACCCCUGUUCUGGGCUGGCGCUUUUCCAGUGGGAAAGGCAAUGCAGCAAGUGUUAUGGGAGAACCCCGCUAUAAGAGGGUUGGCUGCUGAGUGGGCUCAGCACCAUGUUAACCCUUUAUUGUUAGGCCCCUGCCCCGGGAUCUGCUCCACUACAGCAAACUCCUCACUUCUUCCUGCUGGUUUCUGUGGCCUCCCCACUUCUGCUCUGCACACUGCCCUGUUUAGCCCCAUCCCCAUUUCCCUGCCAGGCUCUCCCCUGUUUUGUUUCAGCAGAGUUCAAUGGGAAACUGUGUGCUGUUCUUGGC
Molecule: messenger RNA, 1686 nt
Organism: Terrapene triunguis (Three-toed box turtle)
Lineage: Eukaryota; Metazoa; Chordata; Testudines; Emydidae
Gene: XKR8
Product: XK related 8
Exons: 3
Biological process (GO): phosphatidylserine exposure on apoptotic cell surface; engulfment of apoptotic cell; apoptotic process involved in development
Cellular component (GO): plasma membrane
Source: RefSeq, a predicted model, not a curated record